AUGCAGGAUUAUUUUCUUCGUGAGAAUGUUUUCUCGGGACCGAACGUACAAACACAAUUGACGAUGGUUGGCUCGAUUUUACAAAUGGUGGUCGCCAUUUUUAUGUUGAUAGUUAAUGUCCUUCACACCUUCCUUAAUUUCAAAACCUUGCUUGUUUCUGGAAUAGUGCUGGCAUCCAGUGGUUUGAUCCUAUCUGGAUUUUGCACAAGCGUAUGGCAAUUAUAUUUCUCAUACAGUUUGUGUACAGGCAUUGGAUGCGCGAUACUAUUCUGGGCAAGUUAUCGUAUCUUGCCACAAUGGUUUGUGAAAUAUCGGAGCACGGCCUUUGGCGUCCAGACAAGUAUGUUCCCACUAGUCGGCCUGGUUCUACCAUUCGCAAUGAUCAAAAUAAACAACUCGUUGGGUCCUUCUUGGACCUUUCGGAUCAUGGGUCUCGUCUUUCUCACACUUGGAAUUUUGGCGUUCCCGCUUAUAAAAGAGAGACAGCCACCUGAGCAACAUCAAAAGAAAACCGAUAAAUCUAAAAAUCGUCUCAAACGGAUAACGGAAAUCAUUGACGUUAGCUUAUUCAAGAAUGUAAAUUUGAUGAUCUGGAUUGCUGCUGGUCCGCUCCAGGUCUACGCCACAUACAUCAUAACGACCUUUCUUCCUGCAUACGCCACCUCAAUUGGACUAUCUGAUGUACAAGGAGCAGCAGUCGUUGCAACAUUAUCGGGAACGGGGCUCAUUGGAAGAUUAGCAAAUGGGUUUCUAGCCGACAAAUUUGGAAAUUUGAAUACUUUCAUCGUGUGCAUGGUCAUUGCUUCACUGACUGUCUACCUCAACUGGAUGUUCGCACACAGUUUUGCGACGCUUGUGGUUUUUGCGGUACUGAACGGCUUAGUGUAUGGUUGUUACGUAGUAACAAAACCGGCCAUUAUUAUUGCGAUAGUAGGAAUGGAAAAGUAUCCAGCAGCUAUAGCGCUCCAGAUGCUUACCUUGGUUGUCAGUGUUUUUGGAUCGCUUGCAGCAGGUUAUAUCGAAUCAGUCAAUCAUAAUAGUAGUAGUGGAAAAGAACCCUAUUUUUACUGCAAAAUCAUAGCUGGAUCAGGAUACGUAGGAUGCUGCAUACUGGCAUUAAUACUCAAACUUAGAAUGAAGCAAUCUGUAUAA
This is a messenger RNA of Zychaea mexicana, 1152 nucleotides long. Its product is annotated as major facilitator superfamily domain-containing protein. NCBI's taxonomy places the organism in Eukaryota, Fungi, Mucoromycota, Mucoromycetes, Mucorales, Lichtheimiaceae. The transcript is spliced from 7 exons. Gene Ontology annotation, biological process: transmembrane transport. Gene Ontology annotation, molecular function: transmembrane transporter activity. The record is from RefSeq and is a predicted model, not a curated record. The coding region runs from base 1 to 1152 and encodes 383 amino acids.